Molecule: messenger RNA, 528 nt
Organism: Dicrocoelium dendriticum
Lineage: Eukaryota; Metazoa; Platyhelminthes; Trematoda; Plagiorchiida; Dicrocoeliidae
Source: the annotation of a GenBank genome assembly
CCGGCGUAUUCUACGAGGUGAGCUGGGGAGUGAGCUGCAAUCGUUCUUUUGUCUAAACACAAGUGGUGCAACUCGAGGCCACCGGUGGAAACUUUUCAAACCGCGGCGACUCCGUGUACAGUCCGAUCUGGCCCUAUCCACCCGGGUAGUGAAUGACUGGAACAGCUUGCCAGAAGCUGUCGUCGAUGCGGAGACUGAGGAAUGUUUCAAACGACGGUUGGAUACCCACUCUCUGAGUGCGCAGGGAUUCUGCUGCCCACAAUGCAACCAUAGCGAUCUUCUGCUGAACCUUGUUCCGCAAUGAUCCCAGCAACCCUCGCAAUGUCCGGGAAGUGACGGAGCUGACAAAGGAACUUCCUUCUGCUCUCUACUAACCAAUGAACCAAUACCGCCAGAUUCGUCAGUUACUGGUAUAUUGCAGCUUGGGCCGCCACUAAGUGCCAUAACCUCAGAAUCCGAGCCAUCAGGAACAACAGCCUCGGUGCAUUGCGAGGCUGACAUAGUGGAACACAGAGUGGUGAUAACACG